AUGCGCCUCGUCAACACCCAAACCAUCCAACUCGAGUUUCUCAACGACGACAAUGUCCCCGACUAUGCAAUUCUUUCCCAUACCUGGGAACAAGAAGAAGUCCUUUUCCACGACAUGGGACGUGAUAGCGCCAAAUUGAAAAAGGGCUACGCUAAGCUUGAGAGCUGCUGUCACGUAGCGCGCGAAAAUGGCUUUGGGUAUAUCUGGGAUGAUACCUGUUGUAUCGAUAAGACGAGUAGUGCGGAACUGAGUGAAGCUAUCAAUUCGAUGUAUCGGUACUAUCAAGAGGCCAGUAUUUGUUACGUAUACCUCGCAGAUAUUUCCGCCGCCUCUGAAAUAUCGAACAGUAGAUGGUUUACCAGAGGAUGGACAUUACAAGAACUCAUUGCACCAAGCUCAAUGAUCUUCUUUGAUAAGCAUUGGCGCCGGUUGGGUACUAAGACAAGCUUGGUACAGGUGCUAUCGCAAAGAACAAGCAUAGCAGAACAUAUACUUUGUGACAGCGAGGAGCUGGAGACGACUAGUAUCGCACAGAGAAUGUCGUGGGCAGCUGACAGAGUCACAACAAGAAAAGAAGACGGCGCAUAUUCUCUCAUGGGUAUCUUUGGGAUCAACAUGCCCCUCCUCUACGGCGAGGGCGACAAGGCAUUCUAUCGUCUUCAAGAGGAGAUCAUGCGCGUGUCAGACGAUCACAGCCUCUUCGCUUGGAAGGCCAUCAGUGCUCGCGGCGGUUUGCUUGCCCCAACGCCAGCAGCUUUCAAGAACUCGGGCGAUAUCAUCCCAUGGAAUCCAUUUACGCCGUAUAACAGUCCAUUCACGAUAACCAACAAGGGGGUGCACAUGGAGGCACCGUUUAUCGCGCAGGAUACGUCCGGUCGGGGCCUUUGCGUUCUUCAUUGUACGACGAUUGGGACGAGGGAUAGGUUGAUUGCAGUCCAUUUGAGGGAUGUGUACCUGACAAUGGAGCAUUUUGAGAGAUGUAGGACUGAUGAGUUGGAGUGGGUCAACUUGGACAGCUUCAAUCUCACACAGUACCCCGUGCGGUCUUUGUGUAUACGGCUCCACCUCCCAUCCACCUCCAAAAGACCACGGCAUAAAGAAGAGCAGGCUGAUGCACUAUCCGAUGCCAGUACAACUGGUGAGCGCAAUGGCCUCUUUUCACUUCCAGAAGCCGCUUCAGCAGGCGACGCUGGGACAGUCUGGUUCCUACUAGCCCAAGCCUCAUCCGGAACCAUGCACGAUCAGGCCCGCUCAGCAAUCUGUCUCGCUGCUCGCGCUGGCCACGAGCCCCUCGUCAGCCAACUUUUGGCAAGACGAGACACAUCUACUCUCAUAACCGACAGCGAAGGUCGAACUGCUCUGUCCCACGCUGCAGAGUGCGGCCAAGAAGCCAUCGUCAGAUUUAUCCUGUCCAGCGCCAGAAUACAUCCUGAUACAAGGGAUAUACAUGGACUAACAGCGCUGUGGUAUGCGGUGUACCAUAGACACACUACCUGUGCAAAACUACUUCUCCAGAAAGGUCUAGUCUCCGGCAAUGUCGGCGGUAGCGGUAAUACACAAACCGCUCUUUGGCACGCUGUCUCAUCCGGCGAUCUCGACCUCGUGAAACUCCUCCUGCAGAACAAGGCAUUACAAUCUGCUGGAGGCGAACCAAUCCUCUGUGCAGCAGCAUCCCACGAAUACCCCGCCAUAACCGAACUCCUACUCCAGCACGGCGUCGACCCAGAAGAACGAGAUACAAAGAGACGAUCCCCGCUGCACAUCGCAUGCAGACAAGAUAACCAGGAGAUAGUAGCUCUGUUAAUGAGACACGGCGUCAACGCUGACAGGCUGGACCCCACGGGUAAAACGGAACUGGCGUUUGCGACGAUAAGGGGUAAUGUGGCGUUGGUGAAGGUCUUACUUGAGAAUGGGGCGAAUCCGAGGGCGAAGUGUGCGAAUGGGAAAACGGUGGCGGCUUAUGCGACGGGGCAGGAGAUGAAGAGUCUGAUUGGGAAUCAGAGGUGGUACAAGAAGUUGCUUGAUAGGACGAGUACGAAUCGAUCGGCGUUGUCGUGA
Fusarium odoratissimum NRRL 54006 is the source of this 2058-nucleotide messenger RNA. RefSeq lists its product as uncharacterized. The transcript has a single exon. The coding region runs from base 1 to 2058 and encodes 685 amino acids. Gene Ontology annotation, molecular function: protein binding. The record is from RefSeq and is a predicted model, not a curated record. Lineage: Eukaryota; Fungi; Ascomycota; Sordariomycetes; Hypocreales; Nectriaceae.